Molecule: messenger RNA, 2358 nt
Organism: Prunus armeniaca (apricot)
Lineage: Eukaryota; Viridiplantae; Streptophyta; Magnoliopsida; Rosales; Rosaceae
Source: the annotation of a GenBank genome assembly
AUGAAUCUCCUACCUCCUAUGCUUCGACCCAUCUCCUACUUCACUCCCAAACCCCCAUGGCGUCGCUGUUUCAACACCUGUUCAGAGGCGACUGUUACUGCUAAUGAGGUCCUCACCAUCCUUGAAACAGUCAACCAUAUGGAGAGUGCCUUGGAACCCGUAGUCCCCAAACUCUCCAGUGAGAUAGUGAGCUAUGUGAUCCGAGAACAGACAAACCCACGAUUGGUUUUCCGGUUCUUCAUCUGGGCAACCAAAAGGAUGAGGCUUUGCAGCCGAAUGUCUCAGAGUUCGGUCAUUGACAUGCUUGUCAGGGACGAUGCCUUUGAACUCUAUUGGAGAACACUUGAACAACUGAGAGACUGCGGGCUUCCAAUUGGUUCUGCUGCCUUUGCUGUGCUGAUCAAUGGUUAUGCCAAAUUGGACAUGGCUGAGAAGGCUGUGGAGACAUUUGGCCGGAUGAAAGAUUUCGAUUGUAAACCAAAUGCCUUUGCUUACAAUGCGAUACUUUAUGUUAUGGUGCGAAAAGAACUGUUUUUGCUAGUUUUAGCUGUAUAUAACCAGAUGUUGAAGUCAAAUCAUACUCCUAGUAGAAAUACUUAUGGCAUUUUGAUUAAUGGGUUCUGCAAAACGAGGAAAACUCAGGACGCGCUUCAAAUGUUUGAUGAAAUGACCCAGAGAGGUAUUGCUCCCAAUACCAUAACUUAUACUAUUGUUGUUUCUGGCUUGUGCCAGGCAAAGAGGACCCAUGAAGCGUAUACAUUGGUUGAAAUGAUGAAGGCAAGUGGGUGUCCUCCUGAUUUGAUUACUUACAAUGCUUUACUUGAUGGGUAUUGUAAAUCAGGCAGCAUUGGUGAAGCUUAUGCGCUCUUGAGAUCAUUUGAGAGGGAUGGUUAUGUUCUCGGACUCAAUGGAUAUACUUGCUUGAUUCAUGGUUUAUUUAUAGCUGGGAGAUUUGAUGAAGCGCAUGGGUGGUAUAGCAAAUUGAUAAAGAAGGGCAUCAAACCUGACAUUGUCUUGUGUACCAUAAUAAUUCGGGGGUUAUCAGAUGCUGGCAGGGUUAAGGAUGCUUUGAAUUUCUUGAACGAGAUGAAUGAGAGAGGUUUGGUUCCGGAUGCCUACUGUUAUAAUGCUGUCAUUAAAGGGUUCUGUGAUUUGGGUCUUUUGGAUGAAGCUCGGUCUCUUCAUCUUGAUAUUUCAAAGCUAGAUUGCUUCCCUAAUGCCUGCACUUACACCAUUCUCAUAUGUGGUAUGUGCAAGAACGGGCUGGUAGGGGAGGCGCAACAAAUAUUCAAUGAGAUGGAGAAGCUUGGAUGUGUCCCUUCUGUUGUGACCUUCAAUGCUCUUAUUGAUGGACUUUGUAAGGCUUCCAAGCUUGAGGAAGCGCACUUAUUAUUUUACAAGAUGGAGAUAGGAAGAAAUCCUUCAUUAUUUCUUCGUCUUUCUCAAGGUAGUAAUCGGAUUACUGACAGUGCCAGUCUUCAAAUGAAGGUAGAGCAAUUGUGUGAGUCAGGAUUGAUUCUUAAGGCCUACAAACUUCUGACGCAGCUAGCUGAUAGUGGGGUCACGCCUGACAUCAUCACUUACAACAUUCUAAUCAAUGGGUUUUGCAAGGCUGGUAACAUAAAUGGUGCUUUUAAGCUCUUCAAGGAUAUGCAAUUGAAAGGGCUCUCACCAGAUUCUAUUACAUAUGGGACGCUUAUAGAUGGACUGCAAAGGGUUGAUAGAGAAGAGGAUGCCUUUGUGGUCUUUGAUCAAAUGGUGAAGCAUGGAUGCAUGCCUAGCUCUGCAGUUUAUAAAUCACUGAUGACUUGGUCUUGCAGGAGAAAGAAGAUUUCUCUAGCUUUUAGUCUUUGGUUGAAGUAUCUAAGCAACCUUCCUCUGAGAGAAGAGGAAAAAAUCAAAGCAAUAGAAGAAGACUUUAAGGAAGGGAAAACUGAGAAGGCAAUCAGAGGUUUACUGGAAAUGGAUGUAAACUUCAAAGACUUUGAUUUAGUACCGUGCACCAUUUUGCUAAUUGGUUUGUGUCAGGUGAGAAGAGUACAUGAAGCUUUGAGAAUAUUUUCUGUUCUUGACGAGUACAAAGUCAUUGUCACUCCACCAAGUUGUGUACACUUGAUCAAUGGUCUCUGCAAAGAAGGGAACUUGGACCAGGCUAUAGGUGUCUUCCUAUAUACUCUGGAGAAGGGUUUCAUGUUAAUGCCUGAAAUAUGCAACCAGCUGCUCAAGUGUCUUCUUCGUUCCCAAGACAAAAAGGAUCACGCCCUUGAUCUCAUUAGUAGGAUGAGAUCUUUUGGAUAUGAUCUUGAUUUUUAUCUGCACCAAACUACAAAAUUUCUUCUAGAAUGCCACAUGAACUAA